CAUCAGGAGAUUAUUUUGGCGCAUUAGUAGAAGCCGAGCGAUCAGAUGCAGUUUUGAGGGCGACACGUGACAACCAAUUCAUAGCCCACAGCCAAAGCGGGAUUCUUUUCGGCUUUGCUUUGAGAUCAAAUAAAAAGCAUGUCAUCCACGUAAUUCGAGUUUGACGCUUUUGGAGUGAAUUUAAUUUGGAUAAGCUGUGGGGAUAUUUCUGCAAAUAAGGAAGCGACGCAUCAAUGAACGGAAUCUAAAACCGAGAGUGUAGGAAGAAGCCGGUGAAGAAGCAAAAGCCAGCAGGCUAUAUAUGGGAGAGGAUCGAGAGCCCGUGUUGACAGCUUCAGAAAUCAAAGCCGCCCAAUUCGCCGCUCAAGAACUUUAGAUAAUUAUCCGCCCAUGGUACUGUCAAUGAAUAGAUUCUGGCGGUUCCACCUGACUGCUGAUCGCUGAAUCUGCAGUAGUCGCGUUUGUUUCCGAGGGCGAUGAUCAUGAUUCAGGUUGACGGCCACUGAAACAGCCGGGAAUCUGAAUCCGUAACUUCUCUCUAAGUCUUGGUCGUCAAUGGUCAGGCGAGCGUGAAUCCCGUUUAGGUUUUGCUGCUGGUAGCUCGCUCAUCGAGGUCAGCGGUUCUGCGUUUGCUCUCUUCACUUUCUCCAUUUUGGGUGGCUAUGUCAGCACUUGAUUUCUGCACCAUGCUGCAGCUUACUCCGCAAAUUUUUUUAACCCAAGCAAAGUUUAUUUUUAUAUGGUUAAUUUGAAGACGAAGGAAAAUGUCUUCCUCAAGGCGUGGCCAAUCGUCCAGCAAUUCAGGAAGAUCACGACAUAGUGCUAGGGUCAUUACUCAGACCACCGUGGAUGCAAAGCUUCAUGCAGAUUUUGAGUCUGGUAGCUUCUUCGACUACUCCAGUUCAGUGCGUGUUUCAGGCACCCUUAGUGCUGGCGAGCAUCAGUCAAGUUCUGACAGAGUAACAACAGCUUACCUCCAUCACGUACAGAAAGGCCUGUUGAUCCAGCCUUUUGGCUGCUUGCUAGCCUUAAAUGACAAAACAUCCAAGGUCAUUGCCUACAGUGAGAAUGCACCUGAAAUGCUUACCUUGGUUAGUCAAACUGUGCCAAAUGUUGGUGAUCACCCUGCUCUUGCAAUGGGAACUGACAUUAGAAGCAUUUUCACUGGCGAAAGUGCUUCUGCCUUGCAGAAGGCAAUGGGAUUUGGGGAGGUUUCACUUCUUAACCCCAUCCUUGUCCAUUGCAAGACAUCUGGGAAGCCUUUUUAUGCAAUUGUCCAUCUUGUCACUGGUAGCAUGAUCGUUGACUUCGAGCCUGUCAAGCCUUAUGAAGUUCAGAAGACUGCAAUGGGCGCUCUCCAAUCUUACAAACUCGCCUCCAAAGCAAUUACCCGAUUACAAGCAUUGCCUAGUGGCAGUAUGGAAAGGCUCUGUGAUGUCAUGGCUCAUGAGGUUUUUGAGCUCACAGGUUAUGACAGGGUGAUGGUGUAUAAAUUUCAUGAAGAUUAUCAUGGAGAAGUGGUUGCUGAGGUCAAAAAGCCUGGCUUAGAGUCAUAUUUGGGCUUGCAUUAUCCAGCCACUGAUAUUCCACAGGCUACACGCUUUUUAUUUAUGAAGAGCAAGGUUCGUAUGAUAGUUGAUUGUCGGGCAAAAUAUGUGAAGGUGCUUCAAGAUGAAAACCUGCCAUAUGAUUUAACCUUCUGUGGCUCAACCUUGAGGGCUCCUCAUAGUUGCCACGUGCAAUAUAUGCAGAACAUGAAUCUAAUUGCCUCCCUGGUUAUGGCAGUUGUGGUCAAUGACAGAGAUGAAGAUGGAGAUAGCUCUGCUUCUGUACAGCCACGAAAGAGGAAGAGACUCUGGGGCCUGGUAGUUUGCCAUAACUAUAGCCCCCGGUUUGUUCCUUUUCCUCUUAGGUAUGCUUGUGAGUUUCUGGCUCAAGUAUUUGCUAUCCACGUUAACACAGAAUUAGAGUUGGAAUAUCAGAUUAUUGAGAAAAGCAUCCUGCGAACCCAGAGCCUCCUGUGUGAUAUGCUGAUGCGUGAUGCACCCCUAGGGAUUAUAUCACAGAGCCCAAAUAUAAUGGAUCUCGUGCAAUGUGAUGGAGCUUGCCUCUUAUAUAACGACAAGGUAUGGAGAUUAGGAGUAACACCAAGUGAAUCCCAGAUAAGAGAGAUAGCGUUAUGGCUGUCAGAAUGUCACAAGGAUUCCACUGGUUUGAGCACAGAUAGCUUGACUGAUGCCGGCUUCCCGGGAGCUGAUGCUCUUGGUGAUAUGGUAUGUGGAAUGGCAGCCGUGACAAUAGCCUCCAAAGACAUGGUUUUCUGGUUUCGGUCACAUGCUGCUGCAGAAAUCCGAUGGGGUGGUGCAAAGCAUGAACCUGGUGAAGAGGAUGAUGGUGGAAGAAUGCACCCAAGAUCAUCAUUCAAGGCGUUCCUUGAAGUUGUUAAGUCAAGAAGUUUGCCAUGGAAAGACUAUGAAAUGGAUGCUAUCCACUCCUUGCAGCUCAUCCUGAGAAAUGCAUUCAAAGAGACAGAGAUUAUGGACACAAGCACAAAUGCAAUCAAUACAAGACUAAGUGUAUUGAAAAUUAAAGGAAUGCAAGAACUGGAAAUGGUGACAAGUGAGAUGGUUCGGUUAAUCGAAACAGCAACCGUACCAAUUUUGGCAGUCGAUGUUGAUGGGUUGGUCAAUGGAUGGAACAACAAAAUUGCUGAGUUGACGUGUCUUCCAGUCGAUGAAGCUAUUGGAAAGCAUUUGCUCACACUUGUUGAAGAUUCUUCAGUUGAUAGAGUCAAGAAGAUGCUUGCCAUGACACUGCAAGGUGAAGAAGAGCAGAAUGUUCAAUUUGAGAUCAAGACACAUGGGUCUAAGGCUGACUCUACUUCUAUUAGCUUAGUAGUUAAUGCUUGUGCAAGCAAGGAUCUUCAUGAUAAUGCUGUUGGGGUUUGUCUUGUGGCUCAAGAUAUAACCGCUCAGAAGACGGUUAUGGACAAAUUCACUCGAAUUGAAGGUGAUUACAAGGCAAUUGUACAGAACCCAAAUCCUUUGAUUCCCCCAAUAUUUGGUACAGAUGAAUUUGGCUGGUGUUGUGAAUGGAAUCUGGCUAUGACAAAGUUAACUGGAUGGAAGCGAGAGGAGGUGAUGAAUAAGAUGCUUUUAGGGGAAGUGUUUGGUACGCAGAUGGCUUGUUGUCGGCUCAAGAAUCAAGAAGCUUUUGUCAAUUUUGGUAUUGUACUUAACAAAGCCAUGACUGGUUUGGAAACGGAGAAGGUUGUCUUUGGUUUCUUUGCUCGGAAUGGCAAGUAUGUAGAAUGCCUGCUUUCUGUAAGUAUGAAAUUGGACUCAGAGGGAGCAAUUACUGGGGUCUUCUGUUUCUUGCAGCUAGCAAGCCCAGAGCUGCAACAAGCAUUGCAUAUUCAGCGCCUUUAUGAAAAAACUGCCAUGAAGAGACUAAAAGCUUUAACUUAUAUGAAAAGGCAGAUUUGGAAUCCUUUAUGCGGGAUUAUGUUCUCCCGUAAAAUGUUGGAUGAUACUGAAUUAGGGACCGAACAAAAGCAGCUUCUACACAUUAGUGCUCAGUGCCAGCGCCAGCUGAGAAAAAUCCUUGAUGACUCAGAUCUUGACAGAAUCAUUGAUGGGUACUUGGAUCUGGAGAUGGUUGAAUUCACGCUGCAUGACGUAUUGGUUGCCUCCUUUAGUCAAGUAAUGACGAAGAGCAAGGCCAAGGGCAUCGGAAUAGUGAAUGAUGUCGAAGAUCGCAUCGGGGCAGAAAUCUUAUAUGGUGAUAGUCUUAGACUUCAGCAGAUCCUAGCUGACUUCUUAUCCAUUUCCAUCAGUUUUACACCGUCUGGGGGUCAAGUUGUUGUGGCGGCCUCUCUAACCAAAGAUCAGUUAGGAAAAUCUGUCCAGCUUGCCAAUUUGGAGCUCAGUAUAACACAUGCUGGUAGUGGGGUGCCAGAAACAUUGCUGAACCAGAUGUUUGGGAGUGAUGGACAUGAAUUCGAGGAGGGCGUGAGCCUUCUCGUCAGCAGAAAGUUGCUGAAGCUGAUGAAUGGGGAUAUCCAUUAUCUAAGACAAGAAGGCAAAUCAUCUUUCACCUUAAGCGUUGAACUUGCCGUAGGCCACAAGUUGAGGGCCUAGGUUUUUGUGGCAAAAUGAUACCUUACUGAGUUACUGUACUGUGCAUCACAAAUUCUAUGGGGCAGGAAAUGCAUUCCUUUUCGAAUUUCCAGUGUAUGUCUAAUUUCUUUCGUGCCUCCCUGCUGUCUGUUGUAACGGACAAUGCAGAUCGGCAUUAAUCAUCAUCUCUUGCCCCUGGGCUAUUAUUAUUAUUAUUAAUCUUUCUUUCGGCUAUUUAUACAGCAAUUGACGUAGAUCGUCUGUUCUUGUAUAAAUUGAAUUUGGAACUUGUUCAAUGACAUUUCUUCUGUCCUUC
Prosopis cineraria is the source of this 4434-nucleotide messenger RNA. Its product is annotated as phytochrome A-2-like. Gene Ontology annotation, biological process: red, far-red light phototransduction; detection of visible light; regulation of DNA-templated transcription. NCBI's taxonomy places the organism in Eukaryota, Viridiplantae, Streptophyta, Magnoliopsida, Fabales, Fabaceae. The record is from RefSeq and is a predicted model, not a curated record. Gene Ontology annotation, molecular function: protein homodimerization activity; phosphorelay sensor kinase activity; photoreceptor activity. Bases 765 to 4139 code for a protein of 1124 amino acids. The transcript is spliced from 6 exons.